UCGAUUGGCGACACCGGCCGGCUUCCACGCAUUUUCUCGCGGUCCUUACCUGUCGCGGUUUUUUACCUAUACUCGCAACUCGCAGCUCGCAAUACGCGUACUCACACAACAGUAAGUCCAAGUGUCCUCGAGUAACCUACGUAAAGAUAAAUAAGUGUAGUAUGAUUAAAAAGCCUCUCGUGAUACUGAUUUUAUCAGCCCCCUUCAGUGUAAAACAAGCGACGACGUAACUUUGGAGCGUUGUUAAUGAACACGAGCUUUGAUAAAUAGUAGUGGGUGGAAUUAAGGGUGGCUGACAGUGAGACGCAUUGUUAUGUCCUCAUCAUUCGUUAAUUGAAGAGUUUGAAUAUCAAGUGUUGGAGCGAACAGGUUAAAAUUUCCCAUAUUAAUUAACUAAAACUUGCACUAAAUGUAAUUUAGUAGUUAUCUAGUGAAUGAGUUUUUAAAAGUGGACAUAAAAAAAGUGAGUGAAGCAAUCGGGCCAGAUGUUGGAGUGAAUAACGAGUAUAUCAAUCAAGUGUCCGUACCGAGGGUUUGAGCAGUGAGAGUGGAUAGUGUAUGUUGAACGAUGGCUGUAAAACAGUGCUAUUACUUUAUCGUAAUACUUGGAUUGGCCGCUGUGGCUAUCUCACAGAAUCCAAUUGACGAACGGACUACAUUUGAAGCCGCAUUUCAAGGAAGAUGCGGUCACAAUUCACCCUGCGAGCAGCUGUGCUACGAACUUCACGAUGGAAUGUAUGAGUGUGAUUGCAGAGAUGGAUUUAUUCUUCACAAAAAUGGAUACAGUUGUGCUAAACUAAAUUCAACAUCACCCUCGACAGCUGAUUUAGCAGACUCAUUUGACGACAACAAUGACAGCGAUGAGGAAUCAGAAAUAACAAUCGACGGUAAAGAAAACAUUUACUACAUGCCUGGGUCAUUAUUUACAAUACGGCUGGACUCACUGCGAGAAAAAUUAAAUCUUACAGACAUAAAAAGCCCCCAGGAUUUGUCUAAUGAAAUUCCGAACGAUCCCAUCAGAUUUCCGACGUCAGAGAGCCCCAACUUGGAGCAGAAACUUCCGGUAACAACGGAAAGCGUCGUGACAACGGAGCCUGCUUGUUCGCUGGACUGCGGAGCUGCGGGAAAUUGUUACAUCGAGCAAUUUCGCAGCGACGAGGAAAACGGAGAUGUUACUCGUAUUGACGACACAAGACCAAGGCGGAGCUCUUACAAACAACGUUGUCAGUGUCCACUCGGUAGAACUGGCGAUCGAUGUCAAAAUGAGGCAGAAGUUAAGUCACCGAGAUUUACGGGGCACGGGUGGCUGGCAUUUCCAGCUUUAAAGGCUGCUUAUAAACACAUUCAGCUAGACCUAGAAUUCAGGCCAGAAGCUUGGGAUGGCAUUCUCAUACUUACUGGCGAACGUGAUGAUCUUCAAGGCGAUUUUAUGGCUCUUAUACUUCAUCAUGGUUUUAUUGAGUUUAGAUUUGAUUGCGGAAGCGGGGUCGGAAUUGUAAGGAGCGCCGAAACAGUAAAGUUGAAUGAAUGGAAUACCCUGAAUGUGUACAGACACCGUUGGGACGCUUGGAUUCAGCUGAAUGGGGGCAAACGUGUCCAAGGAAGAUCCAAGGGCUUAUUCUCGAGGAUAACAUUCCAAGAGCCGUUGUUUGUUGGUGGCCCCGGUAACACGACCGGUCUGGACCGACUUCCGGUCAGAACAGGAUUCAAAGGAUGCAUAAGGCAUCUAGAGGCCAAUGAACACCGUUAUCGUUUUCCGCUGGCGCCUCAGGGAGACGCUGCUAAUGGCUUUGAUGUUGAGGAAUGCACAGCUGACAGGUGUAGUAAGGUGCCGUGUUCCCACGGGGGUAAAUGUCUCACCACUGGUGGAGACACCGCAGUUUGUCUCUGUCCUCUUGGUUACACUGGUGAUCUCUGCGAAACCCGUGUCGAUUUACAGGUACCUUCAUUCAAUGGAUCAUCAUACCUGCGUUACCCGGGUCUAGGAGAUAGUUCGCUGUCAUGGCUAGAAUUGUCAGUAACACUGAAACCCAUGACACAGGACGGUGUAAUUCUGUACAAUGGGCAUCACAGCGAUGCCACGGGGGAUUUCAUCGCUCUCUACCUUUCAUCUGGUCACGUGCAAUUCACCUUUGACCUGGGAACUGGUCCAGCGACGUUGAGAAGUGAAUCACCGGUACAACUCGGUGAGUGGUUGGAGAUUCGUGUCUCAAGAACAGGAAGACUAGCAUCUCUAGAGGUUGAGAAUGAACCAGCGCAAGAGAUCUUGGCCCCUGGGGCUUUUACUCAACUCUCGCUGCCAUUAAAUCUCUACCUGGGUGGAGCACCGUCUCCUGAAAUGUUCACACCUAAAAUGAAAACUGCAGCCAGUUUUGUUGGAUGCAUUCAGACUGUUGUCCUGAAUCAUCGCGAGGUCGGUAUCCUCGCAGAGGCACUCGGGGGAGUAAACGUGGGUAAUUGCGGUCACGCUUGUGAAGCCCGUCCGUGUGGUGAUGCCGAGUGCCGGCCUCUGAGAGAGAGGUUCACGUGCAGAUGUCAUCCGGGUACGCCACAUCCAUGCCCAGCGCCAGAAGAAUUUAUUUCAUCACCCCCCGAGCCCUCAUUCCCAUCCCUGCCCAGCACCAGUGUUUCCAUGUUGCUCACUAAAUUCGAAAGAAGCGUUCCCAGCUUCACUGGAACCGACAGCUAUCUUCAUUACAGCGAUGCUGAUACCAUGAAGAGGAUAAUAAGUUACCGAGUGGACAUAAACAUGAGAUUCAGAACAAGUAGCAGUAAUGGGUUGCUACUUUGGAGUGGAAGGCAAUCAGAUCCUCAAGAACAGCGUGACGAAAACGAGGACUUUCUUGCGCUUGGCUUGAACCAGGGUUACCUUACAUUGGCGUAUAAUCUUGGCUCUGGAGAGGCUGUACUUAGAUACAAUCUCACUAGAUUGGAUGACGAUCUGUGGCACCGCAUUAGGGCCGUAAGAAAUGAACAAUGGGCGUCAUUAGUCGUAGAUAGUGGAACAGGUGUAUCGGCAUCAUCACCAGGACAAUUGAGAGAAUUAAAUACUGAUACCGGUCUCUACAUAGGUGGAGCGCCCGACGUAGUGAGAACAACGGACGGCCGAUAUACAAGAGGGAUCGUAGGAUGUAUCAGUGAUCUAGUGUUAGACUCGGAUUUCUCGGUGGUGCUCUCAUCGCCCGAACAGGCCACCAACACGCACUCGUGCAUCCCCUGAGCCUACCGCAGGACUCCGGAUGUCCAAGUCCGAGCUUACGGAGCGUGAAACCGCGACAGGAAAAUUCAUGGACUUGGAACUUAUCGUGUACAAGUCCCUCAGGCCACUCCAUACACCGUCAGGACUCUCCGUCUCCGUCUCGUCCACUAAUUUAUCUGUUCCUCCUUUUUUAAUCACAACUUUACCUCACCGCGUAAUGGUAAACUCAUGUACUUUCUUAAGUUUUUAAUUAUUAGUUAAAAUUAUUAUUAUUUUUUUUUAAGUAUUAUUUUUAUUUAAAUUAAUACAAAUAAACAAAAGUAAAUUUAAUUAAUUAUAUUUAAGUAACUGUAAGGAUGUAUAUCAGUAAUUAAGGCGACAAAUAUCUUACAAUUGUACAUAUUAAUUAUAAAUUAUAAAUUAUUGUAAAGCUUUUUAAGCACCUACUUCAUUAUCACCAUGUAAAGUUACAGGCAGUCUAGACGGGUUAUUUUUUUUUCUUUAAAAAUUCCAAGGUGGUUGCAAGGGAAAAGUUUUAGUACGUCAUAUUUUAUUUCCAUCAAAUUUAUCUGAAUUUUGUCAAAAAAAAGAGUAAUUUUACUGCUUAUAUAAAAAAAAACUAAGCUUAUAACCCUAAAAAGUUAAUAACACACUUGUAUUAACGUUUGGCGAUAGUGGAACAGACUACGCGCAUGCGCAAGAGUUGUUCCGGAGUAGAACAGCUGUCGCGCAUGCGCAGACUAUCUAUAUAGAAACUCAAAAAUAAUUUAUACCUUUUCUUUAAUUAUUUUUGUCUAAAAAAUUUAAUCUUGUGACCACUCUGCAAUUAUUAACAAUUAAUUAUU
Messenger RNA from Cotesia glomerata, 4044 nucleotides. RefSeq names its product pikachurin-like. The transcript has 16 exons. Gene Ontology annotation, molecular function: calcium ion binding. Bases 569 to 3220 code for a protein of 883 amino acids. Lineage: Eukaryota; Metazoa; Arthropoda; Insecta; Hymenoptera; Braconidae. The record is from RefSeq and is a predicted model, not a curated record.